Molecule: messenger RNA, 6132 nt
Organism: Symbiodinium sp. CCMP2456
Lineage: Eukaryota; Dinophyceae; Suessiales; Symbiodiniaceae
Source: the annotation of a GenBank genome assembly
AUGGAGACCCUUGCCAUGGGAACCCUCAACAACCUCCACACUCUCGGAGUGGGAGUUGCGUGUACCGCCUUUGUGAUGACUGAGUUGCAAAGGCGUUUUGACUUAACCACCGUCGAUCUGAAGUCGCAAUCCUUGCGAAUCCUCUGCCGGAGUUUGCCAGAAACCUGUGCCUUGGCGGCGACGCUGCUGGUGGCCUUGGCCCUGCGGCUCUUCUCAAACCCAGAUCGAAAUGUCUCGGCGGAUCCAGCGGAAAUACAAGUCUGGGAGCAGAUCAAGCAGGAGUGGCCCAUUCUGAUGGGUGCGGACACCCUGUUGGCGGUGCAGGCCAUGCUGAGGCUCUUGGUGUGGGUGGCAGUGGUUCUCCGCAUGUCCAAAGAAACGGAUGGAUCUCCUUUGGCAGGAGCUUCGUCGACGCUUUACUUGGCAGCAGCUGGAGCACGAAGCCUUCUUUCAGCGCAGACGUCCGCUUAUGGUCUGGACGGGCCUCUUGGCGGUUCCUUCGCUGUCUUCUGUGAGGUCACCUCCGGUGCGUGGCUGGCUGCCCUUUGCUCCAAGGUCGGCAGAGGCUCCUGGUGCUCGGGCGCCUUCUUCGCGCUGGCGGCCUGGGCAGCGUCGCGUCACUACCUGAACCUCUCCGGAGCCGAGCCGGGAGGCGACUACUCCAAUGACAGGCUCUUCAUCCUGGCGCACUGCCUGGAGUUCUUUGGAUCGAUGGCACUUUUGGCGCGAUCUUUCCGCACCGUGGCCGGGGAGCCUGAGUCGACCCAGGCCCGAGCCCUGAACCCGCGCAGGGCGUCGACUUCCUGGGACGGCUUCGUGUACUUGCUGAUGGCCGCCCAGCAGGCCUUGCCGGCCUAUUACUUUCUGACGGCCUUCGCGCCAUGUCAACGACUCGUGGGCGAAGGUCGACCAUUCUGUCUGUUGAUCAUGGCAAAUCUGCUCCAGCUGGCUUUCCUGCUCUGUGCCUUGGCCUUCUACGUGGCUGGCCUACUUGGCGUAUCCACAGUCCAGGGAGGCCAGUCGACCCAGAUCCAUCGUGAGCCGGCAUUGCUGUUGAUGGAUUCUGGCAAAGGUGCUCUUGGUGAGUGUAUGAAGGGCUCCUACUUGUCUCUGCAGCUUUGGAAGAGGAAGUGGUCUCUGUCGCACUGCGACCGCGACGAAGGCAAGCAGCACCUGGAUCGACGCCUCACCAAGGCACUGACAGACACUCUGCGGCUGCAGAGGCCAACGCUUGUUCAGUCACGUGGAAUUCCUGUCGCCCUCGAGGGUAAGGACCUGCUCUGUCGUGCACGAACCGGGAGCGGCAAGACUCUGUGCUACGCAAUCCCGCUUGUGCAGCGACUGCUUCAAGAGGUGGAAGCCAAAGGUUCUGCAACACCUCUGAGUGGUCUCAUACUAGUUCCCACCAAGGAGCUCAUAGCUCAGGUGCACCGUGUUGUCACGUCUUUGCUAAGCUUCUGUUUCGAUGUUCUCACCGUGGACAUCCUCCUCUCGGGUGACAAGUACAGCAAAGCAGAGCUGCCUGUGAUGUUGGUGACAACACCCUCCUCGCUUCUUGCACUGGUGAAGCAACGUGAGGCCCGAGGUGCCAUGAAACCGUUGUCAGAGACACUGAAAGUCUUGAUUCUGGACGAGGCCGACCUUAUGUUUUCAUACGGCUACGAGGACGAUGUCAAAGCUCUUUGUGCCUUGAUGCCACCCAAGUACCAGGCGAUGCUGGUCUCUGCGACUUUGUCAGAGGAAGUUGAGCAGCUCAAGGGCCUGAUGCUCCACAAGCCGGUCGUCCUCAAGCUGGAGGAGCCGCGCGUGACGGGAAAGCUUACACAGUUUUACUUUGUCUGCCACAAGACCGACAAGUACCUUAUCAUCUAUACGCUGCUGAAGCUGCAGCUGAUACAGGGAAAGACGCUAAUCUUCGUGCAGAGCGUUGAAGCGGCCUAUCGGCUUAAGAUCCUGCUGGAGCGCUUCAGCAUUAACUCCGCCGUGUUGAACUCCGAGUUACCGCACGCUAGCCGUCAGAACAUCAUCGACGCCUUCAAUCAGGGGGCAGUGGAGCUUCUCGUUGCCACUGAUGAGGGCCUCGGGGGCAAUGAGGUAGGGGAGGCCACCGACAUGGCCGCUGACAGAGCUGACGGACGUUGGCUGCAAUUUCGUCGCUGGGCAUCUGUGCUUCCGAGCUCUCGGCGCUGGCCUGCUCGCUUGAACGCUUUCGACGUCCCAUUGGCAGCGGCUCCUUCGAUGCGGGCGUCGCAGCUGCUUGGAGGGCUCAACGUGCAGAACACAACAAACACACUCUGGACCUUCGCUGCUGUGGUGCAUGGGGAUGCAGCGUUGCCGCAGGGUGUCUCCAAAGAGUUGAUUGAGAAAAUGAACGAGAUUGAUUCACGGAGCCCUGGAAACAUCGCCCGAUGGUUGGCGCGCCUGCUGGCUCACGGCACGCUGCCCCUGCAAGCAUCAGGGGAUCGGGCUGUGGCUUACGUUCGAACGGAGUUCGCAGCUCAGAGCCAGAGAUUUUUCUCUGCCAUGGGCGAGCUUGGCACCAGGAUCCAUCCAACGGUGCUUGAGCUUUCGCAGCACUCCGAACGGAGCACAUGCACUGCACGGGCCUUCGGCCUCUCAGAUUCGCAGGGCACCAGGCUUCUCACGGCAACUGCGUCCGCUUCAGCUGCCCGGCUGGGGGACUUCGGGCCACUGAGCCUGGUGAGCCUCGCGUUGGCUUCCGCAAGGACAACCUGGCGUGGCGAGGCGCUGCUGCAAGCGACUGCGAAGAGAGCUUCAGCCACAGCGCAGCAGCCCAGCCCCCAGGGCUUGGGGAACCUGGCGUGGAGCAUGGCAACACCCCUCGUUCCCGACAAGUCCUCUUUGGAAGUCUUGGUUCGCGAGGCCGCGGCAAAGGUCCAGGAGCUUGGCUGCCAGAGCCUGUCCAACGCCAUCCGGAACUCCGGCAAGCCUGAGGCUUCGAUGGAUGCGGCAGCAACAACUGCGGUCGCUCUGGCCUCCACCGGUGACAACCCACGUCCCAGUCCACAGGACACUGCCAACGUGGUCCAGGCUUCUGGCCGCGUGCACAUCACCGGCCUCCCUCUCCUCGAUUGGACCCUGAUCUCUGCCAGCCCCAUCCUGCCACAGUUUGAUGCCCAAGGCUCAUCAAACCUGUUGUGGGCACCAGCAGAAGCUGCGCACGAGCAUCGGCCAUUCACUGAUGCAGCCUCCUCGGCCUCCACAGCUAGAGCCUUGCACCCCUCUCAUCCCCUCUCACUCUUCCUUCUCCCUCCCUGUACAGCGUACUCAACAGAAGCGCGGUUGCUCGUGGAGCUGAAGGCCGUCACUUGGGGGCUGCGUGGCCUCUUUGGCGUGCGGGGAAAGGUGGCUCCUGGAGACUGUUGCUCCCCUCCGGGUCCGACGGAGCACCGUGUGCUGGAUGCCGUUUCGAUGGGCUUUCUCAUGAUGCUUGCUUUCUGGGAGAAGGAUGUUGCGGCCGACCAGACCUUGCUCUUGGCCAUGAUGGGCUCGGUCACUCUGCGUCUGCCGCUUCUGCAAGUGGAGACUCCGUGGACGCGUGUGGACGUAGGUUUCGAGGCCUUCCUGCACCGAAGAUACCACAAAGUUGUCCGUCUGAUGGACUUCAUGGCAGCCACGGGGACUUGUAGUGCCAAAGGCGUGGUCGAGGCCUGUGAAGUCUUCGCAUCCAGUGGCCAGCGCCAGUGGCUCAAAGUGGCCGGCGAGGCCAAGGCCCAGGUGAUCGACGCGUCUCUGGCUUUGCGACGUGCACCAGAGAGGGCCAUCGUGGCCGAGUUCGGAUCCUUUGUUGGCUACUCCUGCGUGCGAAUGGCUUGGCGUGCAGGAUGCCACCACGUCGUGUCGCUGGAGUCCGAUGCGGUGCACGUGCUGGUAGCUCGACAUGUUGUCGCCCUUGCCGGGCUUUCGCACUGCGUGGAGAUCAUGCCGGGGAUGGCCCACGAUGUGCUGGAUCGGUUGGUUGAGGACUGGGGUGCAGGUGGCACGGACUUUGCAUUUUUCGACCACCGCGGCACACGGUUCCACUCGGACAUGGUCCACUUGCAGCGUACGGAGGCACUGCGAGGCCGCAUCCUCGCGGACAACACUCUGAAGCCUGGGGCGCCCGAAUUUUUGUGGCUGCUUUGCAAGGGCUCGGCGGGCUCGGGCUCGAACGGAGUCGCCUCGUGGUCACUCCCCGAGUUUCUGACUGAGACAUGCGAGGAUUGGAUGACCAGUGCAGACACUGAUGGCGAGGACGACGACAUGGAGGAGGACGAAGAGGAAGAGGAAGAGGAAUACGAAGAUGAUGCAGUUGCAGAGGACGUUGCAUCGGCUUUGCCAUCGGCUUCCACCGCUCGCAGGUCCGCGUUGCGAAAAUCAACCCCGGCUGGCACAGUGAAGGCUGAUGCAGGAGAUGAGGAGGAGCAGGACGACGAAGCCGAAGAGGAGGAGGAGGACGAGGAGGCAGACGAGGAUGAGGAGGUCGAACCUGUCAGACCCGCAAAAGCCGAAGCGAAAGCCAAACCAGGGCGCCGGAGGAUGCAGGAUGAGCAGUAUUCCCUCAUGAGGGGAGUGGACUUGCAAGGAGUAACCACGGUCCUGAACGCAGAUGUGCCUACGUCGGUGCGGGACUAUGUGCACCGGGUGGGGCGCUGUGCCCGGGGUGGCCAAAGCGGCACUGCGCUGACGAUCUGCACCCAUGAGGAGCAGCCUAUGCUUCAGAAGAUCAUUCAGGCACAGAGCCGUACAGGCACAGGGCUCCAGGCCCUGCCUAUGCAGAUCUCCGAUGCCGAGCGCUUCCGCUACCGUGUUGAAGACAUGGCAAGGGGCCUCACCAAGAAGGCCAUAUCCAAGUAUCGUGCACGGGAGCUACAGAUGGAGGCCUUGCAUUCCGAGAAGCUCAAGGCAUACUUCGAAGAGCAUCCAGAUGACAAGAGAGCCUUGCAGAGGAUGCAGCGAGCACUUCGCGAGCGAAAGUCGGUGAGGCAGCAUUUAAAAAGCAUCCCUUCCUACCUUGUGCCGGAAGCCUUCCAGAAAGCAACGCCUGUUCAGAAGGCCGUCCGGGAGGCCAAUGCAAGCGCAGGAAAGCCGACGAGCGCAGUCCGGCGGAAGCGCUUGAUCAAGGCCAAGCAGCAGGAUCCUCUGAAGAGCUUCGAUACUCCGGGCGUUGAGAAGCGACGCGAUCGUUUCACACGCGAUCGCAUGAUUGCGAAGGAGCGACGCAUGGACCCUGCCACCACCAACGUGGAGGCGGAAUCGGAGCGAAUCGCGGAGCGAGCAGCGAGUCGUUCGGCUUUGGCUCUCGAUCAGGCAGCUGCAAGCGAGCUGUGGCAGAGCCUCUUGGCUCGAAUCCCUCCACCCUGCUUUGACUGCUCUCGAGGUCAUUUUGUUGGAAUUCGGAUCAUUGGAGCUGGUUCAAUCCAAUCCCCGAAGCUGACUACACCAACCACAAUGAAAGCAGUUAUGGAAGAGGUGGAACUUCACAUCAUUGAUAUCAUUCUGCAGGCCGUGGCGCAACAAACCUGGCUGGAAUACGAAACAGCUAGAUCCAACAACUAUCCGGGCAUUGUGGAUGGAGAAGACGCGAUUAGGUCGAGAUCUGUGCGGCACGCACUGAAAACGAAGGAUGACCUGGAGAAGGAGCGGCUACGCCAUCGCUCCGGGGGCUUCUUCCGUUAUGAGAAUCGCGACAAUCCUAUCGAUGUCGUUCUCAACUGCCCCGGCUACUGUGGACCUCGAGAAAGGAUGACUGCCGGACCUCACUGCGAAGAGGUGAACUACGCCGAGCGCGAGCACGCCAAGGUAGUUCGAGACGAGCUCACAGAGGCCCGCCGCAAAGGCAAGUACGACAGAGAGGAGCACAGAUGGCGAUGCAUUGCCAAUGCAGACCAGGCAGGUGUAGACCGAGUUUCGCGUAUGCAGCAUGAUCCCAUGAUGGGAAGGAAGAACGUUUCAGGCCAGCCAUUCAACAUCGUAAACCAUUGCUAUGACAGGACUCCCGCUGGGGCGCAGUUGGAGCACCACGACAACAUGAUCCGGUAUCGCUCGAGGGUGCGGGAGGCCGCAUUGGCCAUGCGAAAUCACUUGGGGUUCAAUCCCAUCAUCGGGGAGCAGCUUGGACCUCAGCGGUGA